This is a messenger RNA of Neofelis nebulosa (Clouded leopard), 1233 nucleotides long. Its product is annotated as membrane cofactor protein-like. The record is from RefSeq and is a predicted model, not a curated record. Gene Ontology annotation, cellular component: cell surface. The transcript has 11 exons. NCBI's taxonomy places the organism in Eukaryota, Metazoa, Chordata, Mammalia, Carnivora, Felidae. The coding region runs from base 145 to 1212 and encodes 355 amino acids. Gene Ontology annotation, biological process: negative regulation of complement activation, classical pathway.
CGUCGGGAACAUCACAUUAUCUAAUGAGGCGGAGAAGGAAAGGUAGCCAGAGGACAAGCUGAAAACCAGGGUGGUUUGCUAUCCUGGAAACCAAGGAGAGAGCUUUUUGGGCAGGAGACAGCUAAGAGUCAUCAAUGGCUACACAUGUUAUACACAGGAUCACUGUCUAUGAAAGUCAUAUUUGGAAUUCUAUCUUCUUUAUCUGCUUUCAAGAUAGUUACUGAAAUUGAAUGCAUAAAACAGGAAUACUUGUAUAAUUUAAUCAGGGAUGCCUGUGGUGAACCACCAAAAUUCGAAACUAUGAAGCUCAAGGGUAAACCUAAAAAAUAUUAUGAGGUUGGGGAGAAAAUAUAUUAUGAGUGUCUUCCAGGACGCAUUACUGUGUUUCCCGUCAUGGCUUAUUGUGAGCAGAAUCACUCGUGGUUCCCUCUCCAAGAAGCUUGUAUGAAAAAAGAAUGCGAUAGGCUAGCACUUCAACAUGGUGAAGUUGUUGCCCCAAAUAAAACCUUUUCGUUUGAUCACGAAGCUCACUUUUAUUGUGAUGAGGGUUAUUACUUAGUUGGGCAACAAGUUAUAGUUUGUAACCUUCGUGGAAAUGACGUGUAUUGGAGUGAUAACCCCCCACAAUGUAAAAAGAUUUACUGUCAACCGCCUGCAAAAAUAAAUAACGGAAAAUACAGCAAUAGCCACAGAACUAUAUUUGAAUAUAAUGAACUAAUAACUUACAGUUGUAAUCCUUCACAAGGAUCAGACGAAUUUUCACUUGUUGGAGACAGCAAACUUAUUUGUGUUGGGAAUAACAAGUGGAGUAGUGACCCUCCUCAGUGUAAAGUGGUCAGAUGUGAACAUCCAGUACUUGUGAAUGGAAGACUGGUAUCAGGAGUCAGAGAAACCUAUUCCUACCAAGCAGUGGUUCUAUUUGAAUGCCUCCCAGGUUUCUAUCUUAAUGGCAGCAACCCAGUGUUCUGUGGUGGGAGAAAUACUUGGGAACCUGAGAUGCCGACAUGUAUUAAAGGUUUCAAGCCUACUCAUCCAACCAAACCUCCAGUUUCAAAGUAUCCAGGCUAUCCUGAGCCCAAUGAAUCAGCAUUAUUUGAAGAAUUGGAGGAAUUAGAUGCAGGUAUCAUUGCUGUGAUUAUUCUUACUCUCCUUGUCGGCCUUGGAGUACUUUGCACCUGCCUGUACAGAUGUCUUCAAAGAAAGAAAGGGUAAAUUAAAGGACAUUUCUUCCAA